Messenger RNA from Paraphaeosphaeria sporulosa, 1551 nucleotides. RefSeq names its product 26S protease regulatory subunit 8. NCBI's taxonomy places the organism in Eukaryota, Fungi, Ascomycota, Dothideomycetes, Pleosporales, Didymosphaeriaceae. The record is from RefSeq and is a predicted model, not a curated record. Gene Ontology annotation, molecular function: ATP hydrolysis activity; ATP binding. Gene Ontology annotation, cellular component: mitochondrial inner membrane. Gene Ontology annotation, biological process: mitochondrial respiratory chain complex III assembly; protein insertion into mitochondrial inner membrane from matrix. The transcript has 2 exons. Bases 1 to 1473 code for a protein of 490 amino acids.
AUGGACUCUCCCAACCCCAGCCCUGCUCCACCUAGCCCGUCGCAGCAGCUCGCAAAGCAUGCGCCCGUCGAGGGUAGCGAUGGCUUCAGCUCGUACUUUAGCCAGCUGACCGGCAACCCUUUCUUCACUGCCGGCUUCGGUCUCGCAGCGCUCGCGACUGUAGGGCGCAUCGGUCAAAAAAGCCUUGUGCAAGGCGCAUCGCUUUUACGCCGCCGCAUGCUUGUCGACAUCGAGAUCACCCAUCACGAUGAAGCCUACCCAUGGUUGCUGCUCUGGAUGACCAACUUCCACCGCUCACAGCUCGCCGGUGCACAGCAAGCCUCGCAAGGCGGUAUACUCUCGUCUAUCGUCCAACGAAUCAACCCGCGUCUCCACCAUUUGCAAGUGAGCACUGCUCAGUCCAAAUCAGGAUCACCUCGAUCUGCACACUUCGCCUUCGUUCCCGGUCAUGGCCAGCACAUUCUGCGCUAUGGCAGUUCUUUCGUUCUCGUGGAUAGGCAGCGGCAAAAGUCAUACAACAUGUCGACGGGUGUACCCUUCGAGACCAUAAGAAUGACGACGCUAUACUCGCACCGCCGUGUAUUCGAGGACAUUUUCGCCGAAGCUCACGAAAUGCACCAACAACUGCAGGAGGGCAAGACAACAAUACAUACUUCGAACGGAAUGGACUGGAAGCCAUUUGGAGAACCAAAGCGGAAGCGCCCUCUUCAGUCCAUUGUCCUGGAACGAGGCGUAAAGGAGAGGAUUGUGGAAGACGUGGAAGCUUUCAUCAAAGCGCGAACUUGGUACCUCGAUCGCGGCAUACCGUACAGAAGAGGCUAUCUUUUGUACGGCCCGCCGGGAACAGGCAAGAGCUCCUUCAUCCAGGCGCUGGCCGGUCAUCUGGAUUACGAUAUUGCCAUACUAAACGUCAGCGAACGGGGGUUGCACGAUGACAAGCUCAGUCACAUGUUGAGUAGGGUGCCACCGCGGACGAUUGUACUGCUAGAGGACAUUGAUGUAGCUUUUGCGAAUCGCAAACAGGCGGACGCAGAGGGCUAUUCGGGUGCCAAUGUCACGUUCUCGGGCCUCCUGAAUGCGCUCGAUGGCGUGGCUAGCGGUGAGGAGCGCAUAAUCUUUCUCACCACCAACUACGUAGAGAGGCUCGAUGAGGCGCUCAUUCGUCCUGGGCGAGUGGACAUGACCGUGCGACUGGGCGAAGCGACAGAGUAUCAGAUCGGAGAGCUGUGGGAUCGCUUUUACGCGGAGUUUGACACCGAGGGCGCGGGGAAGAAGCAAUUUCUCGCCAAGACCAACCGGCUCGGACUCACGAACACAGUGAGCACUGCAGCCCUACAGGGCUUGUUUCUAUACAACAAAGACGACCCCGAGGGCGCCAUCAAAAUGGUGCAGGGCCUCACCGCCGGUCACCCUCGGCGCGCCGAAGACCAUGUGGAGCUUCCCGGCCACGUUGAUGUAAAUGAUGUCAGAUAGAGCGGCACAUCGCUAGUGCGACUUUAGACUGCUGUACUAAGUAUGUAAAAACAAUGUAACAACACGAGGUGCAAACGG